AUGGAUGUCGGGUACAGUCGUGAAUGCUGCAGACAGUCAAAUAUCGGCAGUCAGCCCAGCGCAAUUGGAGGUGGAAAUAACGAAUACAAAGAACAUACGGGCGCCGCGGAGUUCCUUCAAUGUCUCCCCACAGUACAAAGCGCAAAAGCUGGCUCCAAGCCUACCCCGCGUAACCGGCAUAAUCAGGCAUGGUCCAACGGGAACGUCGUGAUUGACGGAGUUUGUGUUUAUGUGGGAUUCCCUGGGAACUCGAUUACCCUGCAUCUCACCGACCAGACCCUACCAUCCACAUCACCACCCAACCAAAACCUUUUCUCUCCUGGACAUUCCAGCCUUUCCUCGAAGCAUCUUGGCGGCCUACGCUACGUGAAACCUCCGAAGCCUCUCUUCACUUUCCGAGGCAAUAUGGACGUCAAUCACCCACAAUCACCCUCCACUAUCACCGUCACGCCAAGGCCGUGGUGCUCGCUAAUCUCUCGUUUCUGGAAGCCUAUUGCAGCCCUAUCGUUAUCAGACAGCCACGGAUUCGCCAACCACUGUCACAUCGGGUGGGCCCGUUGGUUGAUCAGAACGCCAAUCUUUCGCUUAAUCAGAAGCACCGUGGGUGGCAAGUCGUAACCAAAAACGGGUGGUACACUAGUGUCCGAAACUCGCCGCUAAACACCGGUCUUAAUGAGUUAUUCGCCCGUCAUCUUUCACAAGCGUCGAAUGACCGUUGAAGGAAGCCGAAAGUCCGGGGAAGGUCUAAGAGCGAGACAAGGGGAGUUUAAGGUAUCUCUGGGGAAACACUGGCAAAUCUUGGAGAGCGGCUCGUUUGUGCUACGCGGGGCUGGCGAGCUGCAAUGAGAGACAAUCACAAAAGCAGCUACAGUGUCGUGAAUACUGGUAGUGAGCAAGGUCCCCCCAAUGUCUGUUGUUGGCCUCGGGAAAGCAGCCGGGAUGCAGCGUCAACCACCAGACCUUUAACAGCCUCGUUUUCUCGCUUCAGAUGGGGUCACCAUGUGCUGGUGUGCCGGGAAACGCCCACUUUUUCUCACC
This is a messenger RNA of Neurospora hispaniola, 1038 nucleotides long. RefSeq lists its product as uncharacterized. The record is from RefSeq and is a predicted model, not a curated record. Lineage: Eukaryota; Fungi; Ascomycota; Sordariomycetes; Sordariales; Sordariaceae. The transcript is spliced from 6 exons. The coding region runs from base 1 to 618 and encodes 205 amino acids.